Molecule: messenger RNA, 10636 nt
Organism: Alexandromys fortis (reed vole)
Lineage: Eukaryota; Metazoa; Chordata; Mammalia; Rodentia; Cricetidae
Gene: Rbm14
Product: RNA binding motif protein 14
Exons: 3
Coding region: 111-2117 (668 amino acids)
Cellular component (GO): nucleus
Molecular function (GO): mRNA binding
Source: RefSeq, a predicted model, not a curated record
GGGUUCUCGGUCGCCAGCCAUUCCUGAGGAGGACUGCGGGUCGUUCGGACGUUUUGCCUGUCGCUGUAGGAGGGCUCCCGUCUCUCCGGGAAGGCGGCUGCGGCGUCAAGAUGAAGAUCUUUGUGGGCAAUGUCGACGGGGCGGAUACGACGCCGGAGGAGCUGGCAGCCCUCUUCGCGCCCUACGGCACGGUCAUGAGCUGCGCCGUCAUGAAACAGUUUGCCUUCGUGCACAUGCGCGAGAACGCUGGCGCGGUGCGCGCCAUCGAGGCCCUUCAUGGCCACGAGCUGCGUCCAGGUCGCGCGCUCGUGGUGGAGAUGUCGCGCCCAAGGCCCUUGAACACUUGGAAGAUUUUCGUGGGCAAUGUGUCGGCUGCAUGCACAAGCCAGGAAUUGCGCAGCCUCUUCGAGCGCCGUGGACGCGUCAUCGAGUGUGACGUGGUUAAAGACUACGCGUUUGUUCACAUGGAGAAGGAAGCAGAUGCCAAAGCCGCCAUCGCGCAGCUCAACGGCAAGGAAGUGAAGGGCAAGCGCAUCAACGUGGAACUCUCAACCAAGGGGCAGAAGAAGGGGCCUGCCCUGGCUAUCCAGUCUGGGGACAAGACCAAGAAACCAGGGGCUGGGGAUACAGCAUUCCCUGGAACUGGUGGCUUCUCUGCCACCUUCGACUACCAACAGGCUUUUGGCAACAGCACUGGUGGCUUUGAUGGGCAAGCCCGUCAGCCCACACCGCCAUUCUUUGGUCGCGACCGCAGCCCCCUGCGCCGUUCACCUCCUCGAGCCUCUUAUGUGGCUCCCCUGACGGCCCAGCCAGCCACCUACCGUGCCCAACCCUCAGUGUCACUGGGAGCUGCCUAUAGGGCCCAGCCUUCUGCCUCUUUGGGUGUUGGUUAUCGGACUCAGCCCAUGGCAGCCCAGGCAGCCUCUUACCGUGCUCAGCCCUCUGUCUCCCUUGGGGCCCCAUACAGGGGUCAGCUGGCUAGCCCUAGUUCCCAGUCUGCUGCAGCUUCCUCUCUUGGCCCAUAUGGUGGAGCGCAGCCCUCAGCCUCAGCCCUUUCCACCUAUGGGGGUCAGGCAGCUGCAGCUUCUUCGCUUAAUUCCUAUGGGGCUCAGGGAUCCUCCCUCGCCUCCUAUGGUAACCAGCCAUCCUCUUACGGCGCCCAAGCUGCCUCUUCCUAUGGGGUUCGUGCGGCUGCUUCUUCCUACAACGCACAGGGAGCAGCUUCUUCCCUAGGUACCUAUGGAGCUCAGGCAGCCUCCUAUGGUGCCCAAUCUGCAGCUUCCUCACUGGCCUAUGGAGCCCAGGCAGCCUCUUACAGUGCCCAGCCCUCAGCCUCUUACAGUGCCCAGUCUGCCCCAUAUGCUGCCCAACAGGCUGCUUCCUAUUCUUCCCAGCCUGCUGCUUAUGUGGCACAGCCAGCCACAGCUGCUGCCUAUGCUAGCCAGCCAGCUGCUUAUGCUGCACAAGCCACUACCCCAAUGGCUGGUUCCUAUGGGGCUCAACCAGUUGUUCAGACCCAGCUGAAUAGUUAUGGGGCUCAAGCAUCAAUGGGCCUGUCAGGCUCAUAUGGAGCUCAGUCUGCUGCUGCGGCCACUGGUUCCUAUGGCGCAGCAGCUGCCUAUGGGGCUCAGCCUUCUGCCACCCUGGCAGCUCCUUACCGCGCUCAGUCAGCCUCUUUGGCUGCUUCGUAUGCUGCUCAGCAGCAUCCCCAGGCUGCUGCCUCCUACCGUGGCCAGCCCGGCAGUGCCUACGAUGGGACAGGCCAGCCGUCAGCAGCCUACCUGUCUAUGUCCCAGGGGGCCGUUGCCAACGCCAACAGCACCCCGCCGCCCUAUGAGCGUACCCGCCUCUCCCCACCCCGGGCCAGCUACGACGAUCCCUACAAAAAGGCUGUCGCCAUGUCAAAAAGGUAUGGUUCCGACCGGCGUUUAGCCGAGCUCUCUGAUUACCGCCGUUUAUCAGAGUCGCAGCUUUCGUUCCGCCGCUCGCCGACAAAGUCCUCGCUGGAUUACCGUCGCCUGCCCGAUGCCCAUUCCGAUUACGCACGCUAUUCGGGCUCCUAUAAUGAUUACCUGCGGGCAGCUCAGAUGCAUUCUGGCUACCAGCGCCGCAUGUAGGGCCAUCCUGGGGAUGGGGCGCCACAGGAAGGGAGAGAGAGGAAGAGGUAGGGUAGGGUUCAGACCCAGGUCAUCACCACCCUGUUUCAUACCUCUCCCAAUGGUGAUUUUUUCAUCCCCUCCCUCUACCAUGUGGGCCUUCCCCAGGAGAGGACCAUUUUGUAUUUGGCAGUAGCCUGCUUUGUUUCUUUGCCUCAGCAGCACAUCUUGCUACUGGCUUUAGAUCUGCGGUUUUCCCCUACCCUGCCAUCUUCCCAGAAUGGGCAUUUCUUUUAUAUUUUUAUUUUUUUCCUGGCUCCCUUUAUUUUUCUGCGCGAUACUUGAGGUUGUUUGGAGGGUCAUACAACCUACAGCUGAUGUCGGGCGGCGCGUUUUUCUUUUUAGAUGUGAGGGAGGCCAGGAAAGGGUUACUUCAACCAUUUCCUGUGGGCCAACCUAUGCCAGCAGUCCAGGGGGCCCUGACUGUCCUCUGUAGAGACUAUUGAGACUGAGAUCCGGUUGGGACAGUCAGGUGGUAUGUGUCCAGAUCCCUGCUUGCCACUGAAGUUUAGCUGAUGGUGACUGGCAUAGUCCCAAUUCCCUAUCUGCCCAAGUAGGUGGUGUUAGAAACCUUAAUUUUUUUUCCUCUUUUGUAUGGACUACAAUAAAACUUGGGGCGAUUUGUGGUUUGGAAACCUGGUUGUCAUUGUCUUGAUUGCAUUCAGUGUCAGGUGAGCCAGUUUGACAUCCAGGAAGACAUGACAGCUAAAGAAAGGCAGCCUGAAGACCCAGAAUAGGUAUGGAAAGGUGCUUGAAAGUGGGGUUAAGUUCAUUAUCAUCUUAAAUGGCAUGCCAUCUUUAGAACUGGAGAGCAGACGGAUCAGUUUCAGUUGAUCACAUAUUCAGAACAAUGCCCAUUUUCCUCUGCUUAUGUUUGACUAAUGUCCAUGACCUUUUCCCAGUUCAGGAAACAAGGCAAAAACUACAAUCCUAUAGGAUGGUUCAGGCUGAGAUCUGACUGGGAUUGGGUAAUGGGCUGCCGCCAGUGUUGACAAAGCUAAUGAAUCCAGGCAGUAGGCUUGAGUGAGUGUUGAGGCUGGGACCUGAGAGAGAAGCCAUAGUGGAGUGGAGGUGAUGUCACUAUCCGGUACUGCCCUGUGGUUGGAGAAAUGAGGGGCAAGGAAAAUAUGAAGCAUAAGGGGCUAUCUGACCAUAUCGUGGUACUUCGCCUGUUGAACUUCAUCAUGGAGCAUCCUUCAUGUGUCCUGCCAACUUCGGUCAUCACAACACCUGUCUGCAUCUAUUAUGGUUUUUAGAUACCUUUUUGCUGGGUUUAUAUCUGAAGGUAUUAUAAAACAUUCAUGAGAAGUGGCUGGGGUGCAAACAUAAUCAAGAAGGAAUGCUGAGAUUGAGCAAAGAAUUGAUAUAGAGCUUGUCUGGAAGAGGGCUGGAAGACCUGGGCAGUUUGAACCAGGGAUAAAAUGGAGGUUUGAACUUGAUGGGUAGAUAAAAGACUGGUUAAGUGGAGUGAUAACAGAAUCCUGACACUCCUUGGGGAAGGAUGCUUUAGAGACAUUGGGGCUUGGUGGAUUAAGGUAUGUGAGUGCACGUGUGAUUGCAGCUGCACAAUAGAUGGGGCGGGUUGUCUCUGUCUCCUUCAUUGGCAUCAUCGGAACUUGGCUGUGAUAGUAGUUUGCCCCAAAUGUCUUCUUCCUUCUGCCCAUCAUGUAAAAAAUGCCUCAGACUCACAAGUUCUUAUUUGUGGCUAACGGGUCAAUGUCAGGGAGUACUGGGGUCAAAGGUCUUUUAUUUGCUUCUCUUUCUGCUCAUCGCCUUGCCUUCAGGUGCUUUGCUGCUCAUAUUCAUUCCUCUUCAGAAUGGGGGUAGAAUGGAAAGAUAAGUUUCUUAAUACUUUUCUCUGUGAUGGUAGAAUGAUCUGAGAGCUAAGUUACAGACUUGAUGUGACUGCUCUGGGGGAGUAGAGGGUUGGAUGUAGGGCCUGAUUGUGGCCUAGGUAUUUGUAGUAUCUCUGUCAUUUUCCUUUUCCUCCUGCCUUUGUUCUGCCACAGUCACAAUUCCAUGGUUCCUGCAGAAAACAAAAACAAUCUCCCCCCUCCAACCAGCUUUAUGUAUUCCCAGGGCCAGUGUUGAUCUUUUUUACAGCUAAACUCAAAGUGAUUUGGUUUAUUGGAUCAGUCUAACUGUUGGCCAUCUUUAGAUCCUGAUGCUUCAUUGCCCCAGCCCUCAGGGUUCUCAUUCAAGCCAGAAGGAGCUACAGAGCUAAAUCAUUUGUCAUUUUCUUUUCUCUUGCAGAUUGUUAAAAAAAAACUUUAUUUAAAUUAUUCAUCUCUAUUAAUUCUAUAACCCACUCAUACUUUGCUUUUUAUCGAUAUCUGAGCUUUAAGUUCUUAAAACUUGGGGAAAGAUGGGUUUGGUGAAUGGGCGGACAGAAAUGUAAUGAGUGUUUUGGGGAAAUGGAUUUUCAUCGCAUCUUCAGAACAUUCAACUUCUACACAUAGCAUCUCUACAUGUUGGCCAUAUUGGAGAAGUUUUGUUGGUUUAUUCCUGGAACAAGACAUACACAGAGACUUCUAACCUUAUCCGCCUGCCCUCUUCAGAGGUUUGGCUUUUGUUUUAAAUUCUCUUGGCUUGCUGGGGCUCCAUUUCUUAAAAUAGAGAUAAUGAGAGACCAUCAAUGAGGAGCCGGUCUCUAGAAGUGUGCUACUUUUCUAUACAGCCCCCUUGUGUCCCCAGCUAAGCAGUGUCAGAGUCCUUGCAAUCUGUUGGUUCUCCAGGCAUUUUGUCCUAUCAAGCCAAGUCAAGGGACAAGUAGCAUGGUAAAGCCAUGAUGAAAAUAUAUUUACUAGAUUUAUGGACUGGCGUUAUUUAAUAGAAGUUUGGGUAAUAGAGAAGAUAAAAUAGUACACAGAAAGCUAAUAUUUAUCUAAAUUAUGUUUUAAAAAGAUGCUAAAAUAAGGCCUUUUCUUCUGAAAACUCUUAAUUUCAGGUCUCCCUCUGACUCAAUAAUUAAAUCUGUAUCUAUAAAGUUUGAGAUGGCAGUGCUUGGGAGCUUGGUCUGGGGUUGGCUGGAGAGAGCUCCGCACUGGAAAGUAGGACCUACCCCGGCGAACUGUUAGAGUUAAUGAGCAGUGCUAGGCAAAGGGUGGACGAAGGAGAAGGGGAUUUGUCAGUGGCUAGAGAAUACUUUUUUUUGGUAAGACUUAACUCAGGUUUGAGUUUGAAUCCUGACUCUACCUCUUUUUUGGUUUUCGAUACAGUUUCUCUAACUUGAGCCUUUCCUGGAUUUUGUCUGCAGACCAGGCUGGCCUCAACCUUACAGAGCUCUGCCUGCCUCUGCCUCCUGAGUGCUGGGAUUAAAGGCGUGCGCUGCUACUGCUCAGUCUGGCUCUUCCUCUGUAGACCAGGCUGGUCUCGAACUCACAGAGAUCUGCCUGCCUCUGCCUCCCGAGUGCUGGGAUUAAAGGCGUGCGCCACCAUUGCCCGCUGGCUCUUCCUCUUAACUGUGUGAUAGUUGAUAUGUCAGUACUUCUGCCUUGUUUUUAUCAUCCAACAAUUUUUUUCUUUUUUAAUUUGAGACAGGGUGCCACUCUGUAGCCCUGGCUGGCCCAGAAUUCAACAGGUAGAUCAGGCUGACCUUAGACUUAGCUCUCCGUGGGCCUCUGUCUCAUGAGUGCUAUAAAGAUGUGCACCACCAUACUCAACUUUGUUCUUUUCUAAUUUUUUGUUUGUUUUGAGAACAGGGUCUUAGAUGUCUGAGGCUGGUCUCCCAACUUCAUGUGUAGCUUAGGAUGACCUUAAAUUCAUAUCUGUCUUCACAUCCCAAGUGCUACAGUUACUGACAUGUACCACCAUGUCCUGUUUAUAUGGUGCUUGGGAUGUGAAUGACUCCAGGAACGCAUUCAUGCUAUGAAGGAAGCACUCUACCAACUAAACCGUGCCCUUAGUACCUCAUUUGACAUGAUCAUGGUCUAAGUAUUGCUUAAAAUCAUUUUUUUAUUAACCAACUCAGAAAUAUCAAAAGGUGAUAGUAGUAUCAAAAAAGUCAUUUUUAGUUUGGCGGUGGUGGCACACACCUUUAAUCACAGCACUUGGGAAACUGAGGCAGGCAGAUCUGAGUUCAAGGCCAGCCUAGUCCACAGAGCAAGUUCCAGGACAGGCUCCAAAGCUACACAGAGAAACCCUUCCUGUCUUGAAAAAAAGAGAAAGUCAUUUUUAUAUGUCAAUGUUCAUUGAAACCAAAAUACAUUACCUCUUGUAAUUAUUAUUCCAUAAUAGUUUCUAAAAGGGUGAGUGAACAUAAAACAAAUGAGGGUAUGUAUUAUACUCAGUUACUAAGUUUCAUUUUUCGGGGCUCCAGAGAUGCCUCAUUGCUUAAGAGUACUUUCUGAUCUUGCAGAGGGUCCUGGGUUUGGUUCUCAGAACCUACUUGGCGGUUCAUAACAACCCUUAACUCUAGUUCUAGAGAAGCAUAGCAUCCAAUGUCCUGUGUGGGUCCUGUACAUGGUGCACAUAAAUUCUCACAGGCUCAGACUCAUACAUGUAAAAAGAAAUUCAUCUUAGGAAUGAGACAAUAGAGUCAGGGGACACUGAGCUGACCUGGUGAAACACGUAGUUUUGCAAAGGACUUGGAAUAUAGGUUUGAAUGCAACACAUAGGAGUCAUCUGAGUUUUUGCUGUGAGUGCUGCAUAGCAGCAUAGCAAUGACAACCUACUAGACUACACCAAUAUGGACGACCCCCCCCAUCUCUGGUGACACCAUUUUGUGUCUUAGGAUGACUUUUCUUUUGCUUAUGAAAAAAUAGUUUGCAGUACAAGGGACAUCUUUUUUUAAAUUAAUUAAUUUAUUAAUUAAAGAUUUCUGUCUCUUCCCCACCGCCGCCUCCCCUUUCCCUUCCCCACGAGGGACAUCUUGAAUGGAAAGGAGUAGAAAUAAUAUAGUUAGCCAGUGGGUUUGGAGUGGGCACACUUGGUUAUUAGCCUGUUGGCUCCCUGUGAACAUCCUUGAUACUGGGUUUUAAUUUGAGCCUUUGUCAAACUUGUGACUCAGUUUUGGACUAGGGGCCAGUUAUUUAUUAGGAGUGUAAAUUAUUAGAUGGACGUGUUGGCUUGUGGCUAUAUUUCUAGUUCUAGAUAGGCUAAGGCAGCUGGGUGGUGGUGGCACACGCCUUUAGUCCCAGCACUCAGGGAGACAAAGGCAGGUGGAUCUCUUGAGGUCGGCCUGGUCUACAAAGUGAGUUCUGGGACGGCCAGAGUUACACAGAGAAACUCUGUCUCGACAAACCAAAAAGGAAAAAAAAAGGCUGAGGUAUUUAAGAGUUUUUAGUUAUGUUGCUGGGGAGUGAACCCAGGUCCUCCUUGCUAGGCAGGCGUUCUAUGAUUGUGCUACAUACCUAGCCCUGGCAGACAAGAUGAUUUAAAAAUAGAAGACAGUAAAAGUGCUUCUGUAGGUGGGAUUAUAGUUAAGGUAGAGGGUUUGAAAUUGGUGCUGUAACUUUCUGUAAGGGGAAUACCAAGUUCCUAGAGCUGUGAGCAAAUAGACAUCAGUGUGAACACUUGGUCUAUAGUUAACCUCGUUACUGAAGGCUUCGUUUUGCUAUUGUCAACGUCAUGAUGAAAAGCCACCUCUGACUUGAUGAUCAGAUUUUGUUUUGAAGAAGAUUGAAACGUCGUUCUGGUGAUGAUGAGCACAGAUAACUUUUCCUUCAAGUACUGGGAUUCUUCUGUGCAAUAGCCCUGGCUGUCCUGGAACUCACUCUGUAGACCAGGCUGACCUCGAACUCACAGAGACCUACCUGCUUCUGCCUCCCAAGUACUGGGUUUAAAGGUGUGUGCCACCACUGCCUUGCUGAAGUACUGGGAUUCUAAAGUAAGGACGCUUAUCAUUGAGCAUAUACCUCUAGCCAGCAAGCCAGUAUAACAUGAACUGAAUCCAAUCACUUCCUUCCUCAGAUAUCAAAAAGUUUUCUCAUGCAUUAGUUUUUUUCCUUUCCUUUCUUUUUUUUUUUUUUUUUUUUUUUUUUUUUUUUUUUUUUUUUUUUUUUUUUUUGAGACAGGGUCUCUUUUUGAGACAGGGUGUCUCUUUUUUUGAGACAGUCCUAGCUGUCAUGGAACUAGCUCUUGUAGACUUGUGGACCAGGUUGGCCUUGAACUCACAGUUCUUCUGCCUCUGAUUCUGGCCUGCAUUCUUUUCUUAGUCAAUAAAUAUUUGAGGGUCUUUCAUGUUACCAAAGUAGUUCCAGCAUUGAGGGCAUAUAAUAUGGAAAAUGAUCAAGAUAGAAUUUCAAGUAAUUGUAAUUAUUUGCAAAAGUAGUAUGAAGUGAUCAGUUACAAGUCAGGGUCUGUGCCUUUAGAUGGAGCGGCCAGUAAACCGGGUGGUGGUGGCGCACACCUUUAAUCCCAGCAGAGGCAGGCGGAUCUCUGUGAGUUCGAGGCCAUCCUGGUCUACAGAGCUAGUUCCAAGACAGGCUCCAAAGCCACAGAGAAACCCUGUCUCGGGGGUGGGGUGGGGUGGGGAAAGAGCGGCCAGUAAAAGAUCUGAAUAGAGAAUUAAAAAACCAGUCUUUAUUUGGUGGUGAUCAAGCAGACUGAGACUGUAGCGAAAACCUGGUUGGGUAGUUUGUUAGUCCAUAAAGAAAUUGGAAUAUGCCCCUCACUCCCGUUUUUCUUCUAGGCAGACUCAAACUAUGUAGGCUUGACUAACCUGGAACUUGCUAUGUAGACCAGGCUGGCAUUGAACUCACAGAGACUAAUUGCUUCUCCCUCUUAUGUGCUGGUAUUGCCUGUUCAGCUGUAGUAGAUUUUAACAACCAAGGACAUGAUUUUGAUUUGGAGGUUGGUUGGUGGUUUUGAUGUCUGCACACUGGCAUGAAUUGUGAUCCUUUGAAUUGUUACCUAGUCUCUACCUUUGAACCUGUAGAGAUUCUAAUUUAGUGAAUGAAUUGGUCUUGUAUGCUAUUGCAGGUAUUUUUCAGGGAUUUCGGCAUAAGAAAAUUUAGAAGAUUGAACUGAGAGAAAAGAAUUUCUAUACUAUAUGUGUUUCUGGAUGCAUAUUGAGUUGUGAUAAUGUAGUAUUAGACCUCCUCAGAAAGGUCCAGGGUGGUAGAACUGGUUGUAUUGAUUACUGAUCUCAGGUUGCCUUUACUCAGACUCAGGUGCAUCAGAGUGAAAUGAAACGUGGCCAUAUUUAAUGUCAUAUUUUCACAUGGGGGGUGGGGGUUUUGAGACAGGGUUUUCUGUAACUUUGGAGCCUGUCCUGGUGUCCUGAAACUCGCCAUAUAGACCAGACUGGCUUUGAACUCAGAAGAGUUUUGCUUUGUGAGACAGGGUUUUUCUGGAUGUCCUGGAACUCUGUAGAACAAACUGACCUGGAACUCAGAGUUCCGCCUGCCUCUGCUUCCUAAAUGCUAGGGUGAAAAGUGUGCGCCACAACUGCCUAGGUUUUAACUUUAAAAAAAAAAAUACCUUUUCCCAUACUUAAAUUAUUGGCUAGUUUUCUGUCUCUGAGUUAGGCUUAUUUUCUGUCUUUUUUGUUUUAGUCNCCCCCCCCCCCCCCCCCCCCCCGCCGGUUUGGGUGGCAGUAUGCUGUUUGUUCUUCCUUUCCCCAUCAUCCUGUUUUCAUGAAGUUGCCCUGCUUUCUGCCUGUUCAUGUUCAAGUUAUCCAUUAAGCACCUUUCCCCUUUUAUCCCCAUCUUCAAAAGCUGCUUUGCAACGGUCGUGACUAAAGUUGCUUGCUCACUGAGUAUGGGAUUAUGUGAAGCAACCAGUGGGUGAGAAAAAUGUGAUGAGGGCAUUGGAUCCUGUGAAGAAUGUCGUUUGUACUUGUUUGCAGCUCAUUGUGACAAAGCCUUUUCUCCUAAGGUCAGUUCUAGGGAGUUUAAACUUAACAGCUCUGGCUAAUGGCACCCAAUAAAACAAAACCAAACCAAACUUUUGCCGUUCCUGUUUUUUGCUUUUGUUUUUGUUGCUUUUUUUUUUUUCCUUUUGGGGGUGAGGUUGGGGUGGGGGUCAACUUUUAUGUUUACACAACAUUUUGGGUGGUGGGAGGCUAGAGGGAUCAUUUAUCCCAGUGCCUCCUAGGUUUCUGGCCGGCUCAUUUCUGGGCCAUUACACCGUAAUUGAAGCUGGAUCUACGGACUGUUUUAAGAGUUUUUCAACUACCUAGUUUUAAUUCCUGGGUAGCUAUGGCACUCAGGAGGGCCAAAGUGGAAAUUGCCCAAGGCUGCGGUUGAUUUUUAAGUAAGGGCGGGUGCUCGGCUAUUUAUUGCGUGUGGUCUGUGUAGGCUGGACGGAGGUCUGUGUAAACUGCGGGGUGUAGUCAAUUGGAGGGUGCGAAAUCUUGGAAUAGAGGACUGAAUACAGUCAGAGCGUGCACGUGGAAGUGGUGGAAUGUGAAAGUUUAACCAAGUUAGGGCCAUGAAGCUACUGACUGCCACACUGAGACUAUCGCUUAGUCUGCCUAAUGGCGGGUCGCACUUCGAAGAAACCCACGUUUGUGGCUCCUCCCUCACAUGAACCUCCUG